AAUGUAAGGACACCGAUGCCUUAUCUUACAGAGAUAACACUGUUCAACGUUACUGGCGUAUAAUUCCAUUACGUCUCACCCGGUUCUCUCUGUUUUCUUAUAUGAUGUUUUAUAUUAUUUUUUCUGCAAUCUCGCUGCUUUGCUUGGCCCACACAGCGGUCGCCGAAUGUCCGGACGGAUGGACCAAGUACGACUCAUCGUGCUACGCUCUGUACCAAGGCAAGACUGAGUGGAUUGACGCGGGGUCCUAUUGCCGUGAAUUCGGGGGCAACCUUGCAACGUUGAACACAACGGACAAAGUGAAGAAUGUCAAAGCCUUCCUGAAUUAUGUAAAUCAUAAAGCCAGUGCCUGGGUUGGUGGGACUGACCUGAGGUCAGAGGGCUUGUGGGUCUGGGACAUCGACCAGGGCAGCUUCACAAACACCGACUGGGCCUCAGGGCAACCAGACUCAACGACUUCCGAAAACUGUCUCCUGUUGUUUCAACCAAGUAGCUUCAAAUGGCACGACGCUACAUGUACUGGCAAAUACGACUACAUCUGCGAGAGAAGGUCGACCAGUUCCGUUUAAAAACCACUUCCAAGAAACAGAAUAAAUUGGGUGCACAUUGA
Messenger RNA from Haliotis rubra (blacklip abalone), 610 nucleotides. RefSeq names its product perlucin-like protein. NCBI's taxonomy places the organism in Eukaryota, Metazoa, Mollusca, Gastropoda, Lepetellida, Haliotidae. The coding region runs from base 102 to 569 and encodes 155 amino acids. The record is from RefSeq and is a predicted model, not a curated record. The transcript is spliced from 5 exons.